Molecule: messenger RNA, 317 nt
Organism: Pseudomassariella vexata
Lineage: Eukaryota; Fungi; Ascomycota; Sordariomycetes; Amphisphaeriales; Pseudomassariaceae
Exons: 1
Coding region: 80-262 (60 amino acids)
Source: RefSeq, a predicted model, not a curated record
UACAGAUUGAUUGUCGUAAGGCAGCCCUGUGUCAAAUUGCCAUUGGGGGGCUGCGCAGGCUCGAGGCAAUGAGGCAAUUAUGACUUUCAGUUUCUUAUCACUGCAAGGUACCUUUAGUAUCUCAAUGUCUGCUCCAUGCUUUUUAGGAUCUUACCCAGGUACUCGUGCUCAAAUAACAGUACCAAUUAAACCGAUCUGUACACUUGUACCAAGUAAGCCAGCCAUCCGUACGACGGUGACUGCUGACCUCGCAGAGCUUUAAUGUUCCCACUUGUUGGUUCUCGUAGCCAGACACAAGUGAGAACGUGUUCCGAAAC